ACGUAGCCAGGGAGGUUGUUGUGCUCGGAGUCGCCUUCCCCUCGGACGCGGGGCCGCGCGCGGCGCCUCCGCACUCCACUGCUGGAUGAGCAGCACCAGAGCCUCGGUGAACGGGCAUCGUUAGAGCGCGACGUGGAGAGUGAGCGCGAACUGCACUCGGGGCCCAACCGGCCCGGCUGGCACGGGGCACGAUGGCCAGCCCGGAGGCGAUGGCACUGCGGGAGUGCGGCCCGCUGUACGCCGUAACGAACGCACUGCCCGCUCGGGUGUCCCGUGGUCUGCGCUCCGUGCCGCUCCGCCUCAGUGUGCUGGACGCCAGCAGCGAGUACCUGGCGCUGGGCACCAACGUGGGACAGGUCUUCCUCUACUGCCGGCGACGGCACCGCUUGCAGAAGCUCGAUGUGAAGUAUGAUCCCAUCACAGCUGUGAGGCUGCUCACCUGCCUGGAUGACCUGGUUGCUGUGGGAACUGCUACUGGCCGGGUGGUUUUGUUUCAGCUCACUUCUCCGCUCCCUGGACGCAACAAACAGCUGCACAGGUUCGAGGUGGCGGGCCAGCACUCUGUGUCUGUCGUGGCACUAGCUUGGAGCACCAAUGGCAUGAAGCUGUUCUCGGGCGAUGAGCGUGGCAAGGUCGUCUGCACCAGCAUCGACUUCGAGCUCGGCGUGUGCAACUCGUUUCUGGUGCACGAGGAAUGCAGCGGGGUGGUGCAGCUCGACUAUGCCCAGCGCACGCUGCUUGUCUCCACUGGCCAGCGCUCCGUGCUGUGCUUCCCCGAGACAGGACAAGCCGCGCGGCAGGUCGGGACCAAGCCGCGCAAAUGCACGGAGCCACUUGGUGCGUGCUUCAUCCCAGGCCUGUGCAAGCCGGCCGACCUGACGCUGCAUGCCGCGCGGCCCGGCCUGCGUCUCUGGCGCGCCGACAUGGCCGGCGCCGUGAAGGCCACGUACAUCUUCCGUGACGUGCUGGCACUGGACCCACGGCCCGUGCAGCUGACGGCGCGGCCCACGGUGGCGGCAGGUGGUGGCGGCGAUGCAGGGGAGCGUGCCUUCGGGCUUCUGCGGCCUUUCCUACCCACGCAGGGCCUUUUGAUGUCAUGGAGCCCCAGCGGCCUGUAUGUGUUGGACCCCACCAAGCAGGCGGUGGUGGGCAGCCUCGAGCUGGGAGCUGGGGACCUGGUGGCGGCCGCCUGCUGCAAUGAUGAAGUCUUCCUUCUGCUCGGCGAGCGGGAGCUGGUGCGCCUGUCGGCUCAGCUGCAGGGCACACCCGAACCAGCUGUCCCGCUGACCGAGAGAGGCGUGGGGCCGGGCGUCCCAGCGGCCGAUACCCCAACCGCGCUGCCCUCGGCACCGUACGGCGGCUCCCCCGUCCCCACGGCUCGCCCGGACGCCCCCCCCACCAUCACAAGCGCGAGCACCGGCCCCGACGAUCGGCCCGUAGCGAUGGCGACGUCCCCCGGCUCCGGGUCGGGGACCGUGUCCGCUGCCGAGCAGCGCGCGGGUGGCGGAGCCGACGUCGCCGUCGAGGGAGGGACAUCGACGGCUCACGCGCCCAAUGCCCCCGCGCCGGACGCGGGGCCUGAGGAUGGCUUGGCGGCGGAGCCCGUGUCAGAGGUUGGGUCGGGGGUGGCCGCCCGGGAGCCCUUGCCAGAGCAGAGACUGCGCUCGCUGAGCCUCGGGGAGCUGGAGGAGGAGGGGGGGAGGGUCCUGGCGGAGCCGCUCCGCAGGAGGAAGAAGAAGAGGCACGAGGGGAGCGGCAGCUUGGUGGAGGACAGCUCUGCCCCACUAACCGAGGAGAACCCGAGCAGCACGACUCUACCCCCAGCCCACGUGUCUGCGGGGGCCUGCGCAGUGCCCGACAGCGUCCCGGAAGCACCUAUAGCAGACCUUCAGUCGGAUGGGAACAGCGCCUCGUCCGGUGUUAACAGUGCGGACGCCGUGUCGGUCGCUGCCGUGCCCCAGGAGCGCGUGUCUGCGAAGAGCUCGUUGCCCGAAGCCGUGGGGUCCAAACCACGCACCGACGCGUGCAGAGAGGGCCACACGGGGAGGGGAGCGGCCGAGAGGCACGGCCCCAUGUCACUGCAUGACGAGUUACGGGAGCUUGGGGAGUGCGAGGAAACUCCUUGGACCUUGCACCUCACGGCUCUGGCGGCCGGACAUUCGGAGAAUAUAUCUGACGAGACGGCAGACGUGGAUGUGUCGUCUUCGCUGCCGAAGCCAGCUGUGGAUGUGAACAAACAGUGGACAUCAUUGAGCAAGGUGCCACAAGAAGACCUCGUCAAACAGCACCGUAGCGACGCUCCUUCACCCCUGAUUUUCUUAGACAAGGACAAAUCGCAGACGGCGAUGGCCGCCUAUGACUACCGCAGAUCUGACACUCGAGGCACAUUGCUGGGCGCCCCUGGCGUCGCUGCCGGUGUCAGCAGGAGCCUCGAUCACCCUCGGCAACAACGGAGCCCGGGCACCAGUGUCGACAAAGGCCGGUCGGGCAGCGUGACCUUGGCAGAUGACGGCAGUUUGGCCUGGUUGCUGGGCGACGAGGCUCCUCCCCGGCACGACGAGGCCACCGGGAGCGUCGCGCCGCAGGGCAGCGGCUACUUCGGGGAGACCGUCCCGGCGGCAUUUCUCGUGGACGACCAGCACUGGUGGAAGAAGCUGACGGCGGCGCACGAGGGGGGGAACGGGGAGCCCCGUUGCCAACAGGAGGAGGAAGCGCGGCGGGAGGAGGAAGCCGAGCCUGCCGCACGGGGCGACGGCUCUGACGAGAGCGACGGCGAGGACAUCUACGCGCGGUGGGCGCCUGCCUCGUCAUCCGACACCAGCGUGGCCGACGCGGAGGGGACUGUGCCCGGCGACGCCGAGAGCCCCGACGAGGUGGCCGGGGGAGGGUCGUCCACCUCGUCGGGCUCGGCGUGCGAAGGCCGGCAGGCGGCCGGCGGCUCCACCCCGAGCGUGCCGAGGGAUGGGCAGCUGUCAGAGUGCUGGAUGCGGCACGCGGGCCCGGGGUCACUGGCCGCCGGCCUGGCCGUGUCGGAGCGCCACCUGUGGUGCGUGGACGGCCGCGGCGUCCUGCACUGCGCACCCGUGGCCCCCGCGCCGGCUGGGCUGCUGUGGCAGAAAUACGAGGAAGGUGUGCGCCAUGUGGCCGUGUCACCUUCCGGCAUGCUGUUGUGGAAGGUGGAGCACAAGUCGGGUAAGGCGUUUGCCGCCAGCAAGGCCACGAUGCGCGGCAAGCGGCACUGGUACGAGGCCCUGACGCACGUCUCGCAUGUGGCGCUGGGAGAUGACUCGGCCUGGGUCGUCAACGUUAGCGGGCAACUCUCCGUGCAGACUGGCCUGAGUGGGGAGCGGCCAUGCGCGCGCCCCGUGCCGGUGAACAACUCGCCGCCACUGCUGCAGGUGGCGGCCCGCGCCGGCGUGGUGUGGGGCAUCACGUCGCAGCCCAACGCCACACUCAUGUGCCGCGAGGGAGUGAGCAGCCUCUGUCCCGAAGGCGAGCGCUGGGUGAUCGAGCAAGCCUGCGUGCAGCAGGGCCUGGAGGUGGUGUGCAUUGCGCUUGGUGACGACCACACGGGAUGGGUGCUUGAUGCCCAGGGACGCCUGUGGUUUCGCACUGGGGUCACGUCGCAGACUCCUGCUGGGGAGGGGGACCACUGGUGGCAGGUGUGCCUGAGCGAGUACGUGCUCUGCGAGCCGCCCUCCAUCCUGCAGUCUCUGACGGCGGCGGUGGCGGCGGCGGGCGUGGCGGCAGCGGCGCCCGUGGAGAUGCUCGCCGAGCGCCUGCGCGCCGUGCAGCGCCUGCGCGCCCCGCCCGCUGUCGGGGCCCACCAGGCGCCACUCCUCGCCGUCGGCCGCUCUGGCGUUUGGGUGCUGUCGGGGCGCAAUGAAAUUCACGUGUCGCGCGGGGACCUGACGGGAGCCUACUGGGCAUCUGUGGUUCCCCGGGGCACGGCCUCCACCUGCAUCUGGCUCUCCGUGCUCGUCUCCCCUUGCCCCGUCCACUGUGGCCCAGGCCACAGCGUGUGGGCCAUGCAGAACGGCGGCGAACUCUUCAUGUUCUCAUUCGAGCCGCCCGACGCCGGGGGGCGGCUCGAGCCCGCGGGGUGGCCCAUCGUCGUGCCCCUCCCACAGCCGCCCGUGCAGCUGAGUGUGGCGCAUGACGCCGUCUGGGCCCUCGACGUUGCCGGCCGCGUCUUCGUGCGCCCGCUGUCCCGCUCGGUUCCUGCUGGCGCCGUCUGGUUCCCGCUAGAUCUCUCGCAGCUGGGGUCCACGCGUCUGGUGAGCGUGGCAUGCGGUGGCCAGAACGUGUGGGCGUGUGACGCGGCUGGCACCGUGUACUUCCGCAUGGGCACACAGCCCCUCAACUCGAGCCAGAUGAUGCCCGCUUGGGUGGCCCUGGACAGGGACACACAGAAUUUCCAGCUGUGCAAGCUGUUCUGCAGCCCCAGCGACGCCAUGGUGUGGGCGAUGGACGCACGGGGGAACGUGUUUGUGCGCGUGGGCAUCUCCCACACGAUGCCCAUUGGCUGCAGCUGGGAGCACGUGCCGGGGCUGAAUGCGACGGCGCUGGCACUGAGCGAGCACACGGCGUGGGUGCUGUGCCCCGGCGGGGAGGUGGCACGGCGGUACGGCGUGCGGGAAGGCAACGCGGCUGGAGACUACUGGAAGCGCAUCCCUGGGCAGCUCUCCUCGCUUACCGUGACGGGCGCGGACGAGGUGUGGGGCUGCACGCCGGAGGGCGCGCUCGUGCGCCGUCUCACACGCCCACUCCGCCGCUCAACGGGGGCGGCUGCCCCACCGCACGCCUACCGUCUGGGCAGCACCGACGACAACGACGACGACUGGGAGCUGCUGUGAGGAGGCGUGCCAGCCCGGCGGGGCGCCCACGUGGGCAACCGCUGCCUCCCUCUGCCCGCGUCGCCCCGGCGACGCGAGGGUUAGGGCAGCGGGUUACCAAACUGCGCUACGUGGGCCGCCGCUGUGACGCU
Molecule: messenger RNA, 4987 nt
Organism: Lethenteron reissneri (Far Eastern brook lamprey)
Lineage: Eukaryota; Metazoa; Chordata; Hyperoartia; Petromyzontiformes; Petromyzontidae
Product: tectonin beta-propeller repeat-containing protein 2-like
Molecular function (GO): protein binding
Source: RefSeq, a predicted model, not a curated record